Messenger RNA from Acanthochromis polyacanthus (spiny chromis), 4418 nucleotides. RefSeq names its product phosphodiesterase 6C, cGMP-specific, cone, alpha prime (gene pde6c). Gene Ontology annotation, molecular function: 3',5'-cyclic-nucleotide phosphodiesterase activity; protein binding. The transcript has 22 exons. Lineage: Eukaryota; Metazoa; Chordata; Actinopteri; Pomacentridae. The record is from RefSeq and is a predicted model, not a curated record. Gene Ontology annotation, biological process: signal transduction; visual perception. The coding region runs from base 292 to 2862 and encodes 856 amino acids.
UUUGCGGGUUAAGGACGCUUAAAGCAGGGGUUUUAAUGUCAUGACGUCACAUUAAUUAGCGGCCACUUUGAUCCUUUCAGUCUCUAAGCUGCACUCCGUCCCAUUCCCUCUGUGUGCGCCUGGACACGGGACGCGUCAGUGACUCCAUCAGGGACCGCGCAGGAGAAUGCACUCCGACGGAGGCAUCUGAUCCAUCUGUGUCCAUCUUCACAAACUCCCCCCUCCCCCCCCAAAAAAACCCAAUUCCACAGGUGAUGCUUUUGUGAGUCCAAACGCUGCUUUCAAGUCAAAAUGGCAGAUAAGGAUAGCGUGGAGAAAUACCUGGAGAACAACCCGCAGUUCGCCAAAGAGUAUUUCGACAAGAAGGUGCGCGCCGAAGCACUGUCCGCCGCCUUUUCCACUACCCUCGACAUCAAGGACACGGCCUCGUUCAAGGAUGUUAACUCCGUGCAAGAGGCCGCCCUCAUCUUCGAGCUGGUGCAGGAGCUGCAGAAGCAAGAUGCCAUGGAGAAGUCCCUUCACAAAGUGUUGCAGAGGAUCGCCCUCAUCCUGCAGGCCGACAGGGUCAGCUUCUACGGGUGCCGAGCCAGGAACGGAAUACCUGAGCUCUCCACUGUCCUCUUUGACGUGACUCCGACGUCCAAAUACGAAGGGAACCUGGUUGAUCCGCAGGCUGAAAUUGUGUUCCCACUCGAGAUGGGGAUUGUCGGUCACACCGCGCAGACCAAAAAGCCGCAAAAUGUUCCUGACGUCUCAAAGAAUCCAAAGUUCUCUGACUUUGUGGACAAACAGACUGGGUACAAGACCAAAUGCAUGCUCACGUUCCCACUGAUGGCCGACAAAGAGUGCCUUGGAGUCGUCAUGGUACUAAACAAAAUAGGAGCCGAUAGCUUCACUAAAGAGGACGAGACGCUCUUCCACAAGUACAUGAACUUUGCUCAAGUCAUCGCCCUGCAGCAUUACACAAACUACAUGUUCAACGUGGAGUCCAGAAGGAGUCAGGUGCUGCUCUGGUCAGCCAGUAAAGUGUUUGAAGAGUUGACAGACAUUGAGAGACAGUUCCACAAAGCGCUCUACACCGUAAGGAUCUAUCUACAUUGUGAACGAUACUCAGUGGGCCUGCUGGACAUGACCAAAGAGAAGGAAUUUUACGAUGAAUGGCCGAUUAAACUCGGAGAUGUGGAGCCUUACAAAGGACCGAAAACACCAGACGGCAGGGAAAUCAUUUUUUACAAGAUCAUUGACUACCUCCUGGAAGGCAAAGAAGAAAUCAAAGUCAUACCUGGUCCACCUCCAGAUCACUGGGCUCUGGUUAGCGGACUGCCCACCUAUGUUGCAGAGAACGGCUUUAUUUGCAACAUGAUGAACGUGGCUGCAGACGACUACUUCACUUUCCAGAAAGAGGCCGUGGAUGAGACGGGUUUCGUCAUCAAGAACGUCUUGUCGCUGCCAAUCGUCAACAAGAAGGAAGAAAUUGUGGGCAUCGCAACUUUCUUCAACAGGAAAGAUGGCAAACCAUUCGAUGAGCACGAUGAACAGAUCACUGAGGCCCUGACACAGUUCCUGGGGUGGUCAGUGCUGAACUGUGAUACGUAUGACAAGCUGAACCGUAUGGAGUACAGGAAAGACAUUGCCCAGGAGAUGCUCAUGUACCAGACCAGAUGCACCAACGAUGAGAUGCAGUCCAUUCUGAACACCAAAGAGAAAUUUGAUGCAGAACCUGAAGACUGUGACCAGAAAGAGAUGUACAAGCUAUUGAGAGCAACCUGCCCGCCAGCUGACAACGUCAAUGGAGAGAGUCUGUACCUGUUCUCCUUCAGUGACUUCCCCGUUUCAGAGUUCGACCUUAUCAAAGCCGGUAUCCGCAUGUUCUUUGAGCUCGGAGUUGUCGAGAAGUUUAAAGUUCCCGCAGAGACGCUGACCAAGUGGAUGUACACUGUGAGGAAGGGUUACCGUGCCAUCACCUACCACAACUGGAGGCAUGGUUUCAACGUGGGCCACACCAUGUUCUGUCUACUUCAGACAGGGAGGCUGAGGAAGUACUACUCUGAUCUAGAUGCCUUCGCCAUGGUGGCUGCUGCUUUCUGCCAUGAUAUCGACCACAGAGGGACCAACAACCUCUACCAGACGAAGAGUCUACAUCCGUUGGCCAAACUUCAUGGCUCCUCCAUCAUGGAGAGGCACCAUUUGGAGUACAGCAAGACGCUCAUGGCAGAGGAGAGCUUGAACAUCUUCUGCAACCUCCAGAAGCGUCAGUUUGAGACCGUGCAGCACUUGUUUGACGUCUGCAUCAUUGCCACCGAUCUGGCCCUUUAUUUCAAAAAGAGAACCAUGUUCCAAAACAUUGUGAAUGCCACAGAGCCAAUGGCAGAAGAGAAGGAGGCCAUUUCUUAUAUCUCCAACAACCCCAUCAGGAAGGAAAUUAUCAUGGCCAUGAUGAUGACAGGUUGUGACUUGUCAGCCAUCACCAAGCCCUGGGAGGUACAGAGCAAGGUGGCUCUGAUGGUAGCAGCUGAAUUCUGGGAACAGGGUGAUUUGGAGAGAUCAGUUUUGGAUCAACAACCAAUUCCCAUGAUGGACAGAAACUGUGCCGAGCAGCUGCCCAAGAUGCAGUGUGGGUUCAUCGACUUCGUGUGCUCAUUUGUAUACAAGGAAUUCUCGAGGUUCCACAAAGAGAUCACGCCCAUGUUCGACGGUCUGAACAACAACAGGUCGCACUGGAAUGAGCUGGCCGAGGUGUACAAUGCAAAGAUGAAGGCCAUUGAGGACGAGAAGAAGAAGCUAGAAGAAGAAGAAGCCAAGAAAGCUGGUGGUGGUGGUGGCGGUGAAGGAGGGAAGUCAAAAACCUGCACAAUCUGUUAAGUUCACCUGGUGUUUGGAUCUGGACUCAUGUGGUCUGUUUAGGACUAAUCUAGACAACACUAGUCUGUUCUGGUCUGACAAGUCUUCUUGUUGGAUUUUAUCCUUGGUCUUGUCUCAUCUGCACCAGUGUAGUUCUUUGGUUAUUUGCUUUCCACUUCGGCGCUGACCAGUCCAGCCCUAUUUUGGCCUGGAAUGGUUCAGUGUAGCCCACUAGUCAAGUGUAGUCAGAUCUGGUCUGCAGUGCAGGUCUGGAUCAGACCAGCCUAACUAUUCUUCAAGGAGGGAAGGAAAAGUGGGAAACUUCAUCGGAAUGUUUGGACUCUGACUGCAAGAGAAGAUGUUUGACUGAAGAAGUCUUUCAUCCUUUCUCCUUCCUCUGCUUUCCACAACGUACAGCCAUGAACAUUUGAAAAGCGAAACAUUUAUCGUAGUGAGAAUCCAAAGAUUUCUGACAUGGUUUGGAACCGUGAUGGGGAAAAACUCAUAAGCUAGUCAUGGAAGUCGUGCGAUGAAAAAAGUCCUUCAUGUUUGUAGUUGAAGUAGGCUUCUGCAUGAGCUUCAUGUGGGGUGUAUACAUGCCAAAGCUGUAGCAGUCCGACAGUGUUCCUAUUAGCAGUCUGUUACCACACAGUACUGUAGAUUGCACAAUGCACUUAGCUGCUGCUGUUAAAGCAGUGGCAGGCCUGAACACAGGGAGGGAGAGCAGGCAGGAAAAAUAACUACCUACCUUUCUAUAAUAACUACAGGAACCAGAGGAAGGGGUUAAAAAUUAGAAUGUAAACAGUUAAAGUAACAUGUAAUGAGAUGUAAAAUGAACUCCUUCAGCGCAAGAACUGCAAUUUGAAGGGUCUUUUGACGCUUUAACAGUGACACCACAGCGAUAAAAUCAACAAAGGCUCAUGUUCUGUUACCUCAAAACAUGUGAGGGAUAUAUUUAUUUUAAUAUGCAAUUUAUCACUAUACAAUUAUAUUUUUGAUUCGUCUUUGAGUAUUUUGUACUUGAAGUUGACGGAGAGUUUGAGAGGAGCUUUUAAAGAGGGCAUUCUGAAUCUGGUGACAAACCUGCGCUGAAAUCUUACUUGGGCAUCGUGAAGAUGAACUGAAUGUGAGAAACAUUUGUUGUCAGCUUUCAUCACCACCUUUAAGCUGUGUUUUUGACGGGAGAAAUGCAAAAAAAAAUCUCCCACAUGUCUUUUAAAUAUGCAUGAUUUCACUUGUAUAUAGUUUAUGACAUAGAAAUGAUAAAAUGUAAAUUGUGUAAACUUAAAUAACUGAGGUGUAAAAACAAAAGUGAUUUGAAGGUUGUAAAAGCAACUUUUGCUUCUUCUAAGCAGCCAAGAGUCACAGUCAAACAGUACAGUAGAUCUACCUCUCUUGUAAGAAGAUUUGAUAGGAUUUGAUCGCCAGCCAGUGUUUGAGAUCCACACAGCUUUAGACUUUAAAUACCCUUCUUACAAAGGAGACAAAUGAGGCUUCCAAAGCCUUAUCAUAUGUAUGUACAGGUGACUUGUGUUUGUAAAGAUGCAACUAUAGCAUCCUUGAUUGUGUGACGGUAC